This is a messenger RNA of Penicillium daleae, 846 nucleotides long. RefSeq lists its product as uncharacterized. NCBI's taxonomy places the organism in Eukaryota, Fungi, Ascomycota, Eurotiomycetes, Eurotiales, Aspergillaceae. The coding region runs from base 1 to 846 and encodes 281 amino acids. The transcript has a single exon. The record is from RefSeq and is a predicted model, not a curated record.
AUGGCCGAGACUCCGAGGGAACAAGGCAACUGCGACCUCGAUCUUGGUGGCAGUUUCCUGAAGGAUCUGCCACCUUCAAUCCCAAGAUACACAUACACAGGAGAGUCUCAAUUCUUGGAUAUUCUCCAAUCCGAAUACGCUCGUCUCCGAUCCUCAAACACCGCAAGCGAAUUCCUCCUCUUCCAUGCGAGCAAAGACACCAUCAAAUCCAUCUUCAAUCCUCAAAACGGAGAUACUUCUCUCGCAAGAAACUUCAACUCCUUUGAUACCACCGAGCAGCUUCUCCUGGCCAAGAUGUCUUUAGAUCCACACGGCGUGGCAGCCCAUUUCAUGAACAUUGCAAUGUACAACGUCUUCAAUACAAUGGGCCUUGGUAACAUCAUCCAUGGACACCCGGGUGUGAAAUUCGAAGGCAAUGAUCGGGGGAAAGUGGCAGACUACAGCUGGGGACCUGUCAGGGGGCCGCGUGAUGGACCUAGAUCACCCUCCGUCGCGCUCGAAGUUGCGUACUCGGAGACAGACGUCAAACUGAACUCCGAUGUCCGAUUCUGGCUGGAUCCAGACAGCAGCCAAGCAAACAUAUGCUUGACACUACGGAUCAACAGAUCUCGGCCAGAAAUUCGAAUUGAAAAGUGGGAGAGACGCAACAACCGAGCUCAUCGGUCUCAAAUCAUUUGGAUCACCAGGAAAGGGGAUCAGAGCAACGUCAGUCACCAUCCUCUGGUUAUUCCGUUUGAAGGUCUAUUGCGUCGCCAGUCAUCUUGCCCAGGGGAGAAAGAUUUGGAAAUCUCACAGGGAGAGCUAAAAAAAGUCGCGGAGGCGAUCUGGAAAGCGCAGGAAUUGUGA